This is a messenger RNA of Ophidiomyces ophidiicola, 1143 nucleotides long. Its product is annotated as formate dehydrogenase (NAD+). The record is from RefSeq and is a predicted model, not a curated record. Lineage: Eukaryota; Fungi; Ascomycota; Eurotiomycetes; Onygenales; Onygenaceae. The transcript has 6 exons. Gene Ontology annotation, cellular component: cytosol. Gene Ontology annotation, molecular function: S-(hydroxymethyl)glutathione dehydrogenase [NAD(P)+] activity; zinc ion binding. Gene Ontology annotation, biological process: formaldehyde catabolic process. The coding region runs from base 1 to 1143 and encodes 380 amino acids.
AUGGCCGACACUGUAGGAAAGACCAUUACCUGUAAAGCAGCAGUGGCGUGGGAGGCUGCAAAACCACUAUCUAUUGAAGAUAUUGAAGUCGCUCCUCCAAAAGCCCAUGAAGUCCGAAUUCAGAUAUACUAUACUGGCGUUUGCCACACAGAUGCUUACACCCUCUCCGGAAAGGACCCCGAGGGCGCAUUUCCAGUGGUACUCGGCCACGAGGGUGCUGGUAUUGUAGAAUCUAUUGGAGAAGGCGUCACUUCAGUGAAGCCCGGUGACCAUGUCGUUGCUUUAUACACACCGGAAUGCGGAGAAUGCAAGUUUUGCAAAUCUGGAAAGACAAAUCUUUGCGGCAAAAUUCGGGCCACUCAAGGAAAAGGCGUGAUGCCCGAUGGGACAAGCCGAUUUAAGUGUCGUGGGAAAGACCUCCUGCAUUUCAUGGGAACAUCGACAUUCUCCCAGUACACCGUCGUGGCCGAUAUCUCCGUUGUUGCUGUGGCGGAUAAGGCCCCCAUGGACAGGACGUGCCUUCUGGGCUGCGGUAUUACCACCGGCUAUGGCGCUGCAGUUGUAACGGCCAAGAUUGAAGAGGGCUCUACAGUUGCAGUAUUCGGUGCCGGUUGUGUAGGCCUCUCUGUAAUCCAAGGUGCUGUGAAAAACAAAGCCGGCAAGAUUAUCGUGGUGGACGUCAACGACACCAAGGAAUCAUGGGCUCGAAAAUUUGGUGCUACUGACUUCGUGAAUCCUACCAAACUGGGUGACAAGAGUAUCCAAGAACACCUGAUCGAGAUGACGGACGGUGGAUGUGACUACACAUUCGACUGUACUGGAAAUGUUGGUGUCAUGCGUGCUGCUCUAGAGGCAUGCCACAAGGGUUGGGGCCAGAGCAUUGUCAUUGGUGUUGCAGCUGCCGGGCAGGAAAUUUCCACAAGGCCAUUCCAACUUGUAACCGGUCGUGUAUGGAGGGGCUGCGCCUUCGGUGGCAUUAAGGGCCGUUCUCAGCUGCCUGACCUUGUCAGCGAUUACCUCCGAGGCGAUCUCAAGGUUGAUGAAUUCAUAACCCACCGCGAGCCAUUAGCCAACAUCAACGCUGCAUUCGAGCAGAUGAAGGCAGGUGACUGCAUCCGAUGUGUCGUGGAUACCCGAACCUAA